AUAUAUUCAUAGGGCUGUUUUAGUGCUGUAGGUCAAAGAUAAUGUGUUAUUUAUCGUGUAGCUACUUGAGCUAACCUGCGUCAGUGGCAGAAGCUAACAGGCUAGCUCACCUAAUGGUGCAGGUAGCAGGUUAUUAUUAGCCACGUCGACUGAAUACCAGACACGCUUGUAAUAAAUAUAGGCAGUGCGAAGUAGCGAUAAAACGAUAGAUGUGUUAGUAAUAAUGUAUUAAGUGAUUAAUUAGAUGAAUCAGAUUGCGUUUAGAGCUCGGUUGUUUGGCCCAGUAGGUUAGCUUCCUGUAAAGCUAGCAGCAUGUAACGCAAAGACUAGAAUAUGCUAUGAAAUGUUAUUUUUAGUGAGAUAUGUUUAUUACUUUAUCUAAGCUUGACGAUCUUAAUAAAUAUCGUGUCAGCAUUUGGUUUGAUGCAGCGUCGUCUACAAAUGACAAUCUAAAAAAAUAAAUAAAAUAAAAUUGGUAUUAACCACAUUGACACGACUGCAAACUGUAAAAGUGCAUAGUAAUCGACAAAUUAGACCCCAUCAGUCGACAGUCUCUUACUAAAUAAAUGGUGCAUUGAAUGAGGCAGCAGAAUUACAGCACCAAGCAGUGAAAGUCUGAUUGGAUAUGUGUCCUGUCUUUGUGCAAUGUUACUUUCCAGAUCCUGACUCUAGUCAAGUUUUGAGAGUUGCUCGCCACCAACCAGAUUGAAAGCUUCAACGGGGGGCUAUUAAUGCCUUAUCUCUGAGAGAAUGGGAGGAAGUGGAUCCAAAGCCAAAGGUGUCUGGCCUUUCUCAGGCAGUGGAGCUGGAGGCGACUCUGCUACUGAUGGGAAUGAACAAUCUUUGGCCCGGGUCAAAGGGUCCAGAAAUGCAACGCCUUUUGUUUUUACCAGGCGGAGUUCUUUGUACUAUGACGAAGACGGCGAUCUCGCCCAUGAAUUCUAUGAAGAGACAGUGGUGACAAAAAAUGGCAGGAAGAAGUCCAAGUUGAAGAGGAUUCAAAAAAAUUUGAUCCCACAGGGCAUUGUGAAGCUCGACCACCCGUGUAUACAUGUAGACUUCCCCAUCGUCCUCUGUGAGGUGUGAAAUGUUGCACAGGACAGAUCUUACAUGAAGUGCUGCCACAGGAACUCUUCUUAGAAAAAAGAGUGGGACCAAAGUCUUGUUCCAAUGUCAAGCAUUGUGGACAAGACUGAAACUGUGGGGUCUGAAGAGAAAAAAAAGUGAAAUUCAAUAUGACAUAUUCAACUGAUGCAUUGAAUGAAAUGUUAUACAUUUGAAUUCAGCUAUCAUCACAGGGUGCCCUGUUAUCCUAAAAUUCAUAUUUUGAUAUUCACAGAAGUAGUGAAGGUACAGGUUGUGUUUCCACUACCCAGCUGAUAUGUAAGCAGUCAUAGAGAAUACGUCAAACUGAGCUGUCUCUCUCGUGAGUUUUUUGCAGGGAAAAACAUCCUUGACGUGAAAAGGCUUUAACGAUGUAUGCCUUCUAUGAGACGUAGAGUGGUAGAAACUGUGUGUCCCUGUAUGUGUAUGUGUGUGCAGUUAGGUUCGUUUGAGUGAAUGUGCGUCAGAGGGAUGCAAGUUGUUGUUCGAGGGAAGGAUCAUGAAGGAUUGUGAAAUUUAUUGUAUAUAUCGUCACGUUCUGUAUUGUCAUGUCUGAGUCUGUCUCUUACUGAAGCUCAGACCUGCACUAGUGAACAUAAUGUACUGUACAUAAUUUCAGAUUUCUUAGUUGGAAAUACUUGAAUAAAUGGUUUAC
Messenger RNA from Scomber scombrus (Atlantic mackerel), 1759 nucleotides. It is a transcript of the gene tusc2a, whose product is annotated as tumor suppressor 2, mitochondrial calcium regulator a. Gene Ontology annotation, cellular component: mitochondrion. The record is from RefSeq and is a predicted model, not a curated record. Lineage: Eukaryota; Metazoa; Chordata; Actinopteri; Scombriformes; Scombridae. The transcript has 3 exons. The coding region runs from base 751 to 1086 and encodes 111 amino acids. Gene Ontology annotation, biological process: regulation of mitochondrial membrane potential; inflammatory response.